Molecule: messenger RNA, 3411 nt
Organism: Dipodomys spectabilis (banner-tailed kangaroo rat)
Lineage: Eukaryota; Metazoa; Chordata; Mammalia; Rodentia; Heteromyidae
Gene: Kansl1l
Product: KAT8 regulatory NSL complex subunit 1 like
Exons: 15
Coding region: 143-3106 (987 amino acids)
Cellular component (GO): NSL complex
Molecular function (GO): histone acetyltransferase binding
Source: RefSeq, a predicted model, not a curated record
AGCGGCGCCCCGGGUGGGGGGAGGCGGGCGGGCAGCUAGAGAUCACCUCAGCAGCCCCCACCACGGCCGGACCGAAGGUGCGGCGGCGGAGGGGAGCCAGGGCGCCCCAGCAGGUUUCCAGUAAUUAUCUGCAGGAAUCGCCAUGACCCCAGCUCUGAGGGAGGCAACAGCAAAAGGUAUCUGCUUUUCAUCUUUGCCCAGUACCAUGGAGUCUGACAAGAUGCUGUGUAUGGAAAGUCCAAGAACUGUAGAUGAAAAGCUGAAGGGAGACACUUUCUCUCAGAUGCUGGGAUUUCCGACUCCUGAGCCUACUCUUAAUGCAAACUUCGUGAACUUAAAACAUUUUGGCUCCCCCCAGGCUUCAAAACAUUACCAGACAGUUCUUUUAAUGAGCUCUAAUACUUCAUUAAAUAAAUACAAUGAGAAUUGUAAACAAAAGAAAUCAGGGGAGUCCAACUGCAAUAAACUGAAAAACAUACUGUGUAAUGGCAGCAACAUUCAGCUCAGCAAAAUCUGUCAUUCUCAUUCUGAAGAGUUCGUAAAAAAGGAACCUCUAUCAGAUACUUCAAGCCAAUGCACAAAAGAUGUACAAAUUGUUUUGGAUUCAAAUCUAACCAAAGACACUAAUGUAGAUAAAAUACAACUCCAAAACUGUAAAUGGUACCCAAAGAAUGCACUUUUGGAUAAAGUUGCUGAUACUGAGAUUAAAAAAGGUUUAUUGCACUGUACUCAAAAGAAAAUGGGACCUGGCCACUUAAAUGUGCCUAUUAGUUCUUCAGCUGCUGAAAAAGAGGAGGAAGUGAAUGCUCGUUUACUUCAUUGUGUAAGCAAACAGAAAAUUUUACUUAGCCAGGCUAGAAGAACUCAGAAACAUUUGCAAAUGCUCCUGGCAAAGCAUGUUGUUAAACACUAUGGUCAGCAAAUGAAAUUUUCUAUGAAACAUAAGCUACCCCAGAUGAAGAUCUUUCAUGAACCUACCACACUUUUGGAUAAAUGUUUACCUGAACACACUGAAAUUAAGCCAGAAGUCAACGUAUUGAGUACAGAGAAUAAGUUGUGGGAUGAUACAAAAAAUGGCCUUGCUCGGUGUACAGCUGCAGAAAUCCAAAGAUUUGCACUAUCUGCUACAGGGCUAUUGUCUCAUGUUGAAGAGGGUCUGGAUUCUGAUGCCACUGAUAGCAGCUCUGAUGACGAUUUGGAUGAAUAUACCAUUAGAAAAAAUAUGGCAGUUAACUCUAGUACUGAAUGGAAGUGGCUCGUAGACAGAGCAAGAGUUGGCAGUCGAUGGACUUGGCUUCAAGCCCAGAUUUCAGAGCUAGAAUACAAAAUUCAACAACUAACAGACGUUCACAGGCAGAUUCGUGCUUCCAAGGGGAUAGUGAUCCUAGAAGAAUGUCAACUUCCAAAAGACAUUUUGAAAAAACAAAUACAAUUCACAGACCAAGCAGCUUUGUUACAUACUACAGGGAACUCCCAGGCCCACCAAGGGAGUCAAGAUCCUUUACCAGAACAAGAUUUUGAGAUGUCACCAAGCAGCCCUACACUACUUCUUCGAAACAUAGAGAAACAGAGUGCACAGUUGACCGAAAUCAUCAACAGUUUGAUUGCUCCACUCAACUUGUCUCCAACUUCAUCUCCCCUGUCCUCCAAAUCCUGUAGCCAUAAAUGUCUGGCUAAUGGAAUUUCCAGGAGUGCUUCAGAGAAUUUAGAUGAGCUCUCUUCCUCCCGUAACUGGUUACUUAAUCAGAAGCACAGUAAGAAAAGGAGAAAAGACAGGACAAGAUUGAAAUCUCCAUCCUUGACUGUCACGAGUACAGCAGCUCGAACAAGGCCACUUCAGAAUUUCCACAAACGGAAACUCUACAGAUUGAGCCCCCCUUUUUAUUGGACUCCUCAGACUUUACCUUCAAAAGAAACAUUUUUAAAUGCUGCACAAAUGCCUUGUCUUCAGUCAUCCUCAACUUGGAGUAACUGUGAACACAACUUAAAGUCUCAGACCCUCAGAGAACACGUCUCAGAGUUAGAUUCUUCUUUCCAUUCUGUUCUCUCACUGCCAUCAGAUAUGCCUCUUCAUUUUCAUUUUGAAACAUUUUUGAAGAAGAAUGAAAUCAAAGGAAAUCUUGCUGAAAAUAAGUUUGUAGGAGGAUGCAUCAUCUCACCAUCACCUGUACACAGUACUUUGAAUCAAUGGAGAAAUGGAUAUUCUCCUACUUGUAAGCCUCAACUGAUGACAGAAUCAUCUGCACAACUCUUACAGGGAAGAAAGAAAAGGCAUCUGAGUGAAACAGCAUUAGGAGAAAGGAGUACAUUUGAAGAAUUUCCCUUUCAACAUACAGAACCAGGAUCCCAUUGCAAUAUCACUGCUGUCUCUAAUGUCAAUGUUCUAUCAAGAAUCCAGAGUUCAUCAUCACAAACCACAGCACGACGGAGGUUAAGAAGUGAGAGUUCUUAUGACAUUGAUAAUAUUGUGAUUCCCAUGUCAUUAGUAGCCCCAGCUAAGUUAGAGAAACUCCAAUAUAAGGAAAUACUUACUCCAAGCUGGAGGAUGGUAAUUCUUCAGCCUCUGGAUAAAUGUAACUUAGGUGAAGAAGAGACAGAAGAUCUUUCUGAUGAAGUCUUCUCUCUAAGACACAAAAAAUAUGAAGAGAGAGAGCAAGCCAGGUGGUCACUGUGGGAACAAAGCAAGUGGCAUAGAAGAAAUAGCAGAGCAUUCAGUAAAAAUGUUGAAGGGCCAGACCUGCUUUUGAAAGAAUACCUUCAUGACCUCAGUAGUGGUCAGCAAUGUGCUGCUGAAAGCCCUCCACAACCUCUCUCAGAGAACCUCGAUCUGUGUGCACAAGACUCACCUUCUUUAAAGCAAAAUCAGGAAUUUAAGUCUCUGUGGUGGGAACGACGGGCUUUUCCACUGAAAGAUGAGGACACAGCAGCCUUGCUUUGCCAGGAUGAAAGCAAGGAUGAGACUCAGAGGGCCAGCACAGCUUUUCAUGGUGAAGUCUUCGGUACCACUGCACCAGAGAAUGGCCUCCAUACAAAAAAGCAGUUAGAUGGAAUAGAAGAGUAUAAAACUUACGGUCUGGGACUCACUAAUGUUAAAAAAAACAGGUGACAGGGAACACACUGGGAAAACUGUAGUUGAAUGGAAGCGAGGAGGAAAAAUAGCCCUGUUGUGGAUCUUCCACUCCCUCUGGUCACAGUUCCAGAUUACAAAUGUACUGCAUGUACUCUUCUUUCAUGCUGUUUAUAAGAGGCAAGAAAAGUGUUUUCUUCCUUCUUGAACCACAGAAGUAGCUAGCUUUUCAGCUCUAGACAAGUGCUAGCCAUUUGUAUUUCUUAUAUAAGGUGUCAAGUGCUGCAAUUUGGUGCCAAGUCACAUUAUUAAGUUUUAAGACGAUGCCUUCCCACCACCUGACA